Messenger RNA from Brenthis ino (lesser marbled fritillary), 1386 nucleotides. The record is from the annotation of a GenBank genome assembly. Lineage: Eukaryota; Metazoa; Arthropoda; Insecta; Lepidoptera; Nymphalidae.
AUGGUUUCACGGAAAAGAGUAUUUGACUUACUUCGAACUAUAAAUGUUGCCUCGUGUCAGUGCCCAGCACACAGUCAUAGAGGGAAUUUUCAAGUUACACAUAAUACUCCUUCUAAAGAUUAUGCAUUUGAGAUAAAAUGCUCUACUGUAAGGUAUGGCUUAGGUGUUACGAGAGAAGUUGGUCAGGAUUUAGUUAAUCUUGGAGCAAAAAAUGUGUGUGUCAUGACAGAUGCUAACGUUGUUUCUCUGAGCCCAAUGAAAGCUGUUCUUGAUUCCCUUACCAAGAAUGGAGUUAAUUACAAAGUGUAUGACAGGGUUAGAGUUGAACCUACAGACUCAAGCUUUAAAGACGCGAUAAAAUUCGCAAAAGAUGGUAAUUUCGACAGUUUCGUGGCAAUUGGUGGGGGCUCGGUAAUGGAUACGUGUAAAGCAGCCAAUUUGUACUAUUGCGAUCCGAACGCGGAAUUCCUUGAUUAUGUAAACCAGCCCGUGGGCAAAGGAAAACCGGUUACAGUGCAACUGAAACCUUUGAUCGCAAUUCCGACUACAAGUGGGACAGGUAGCGAAACAACUGGCAUGAGCAUAUUCGACUUUGAAGAAAUAAAAGCCAAGACUGGCAUAUCUCAUUCGGCCUUACGUCCAAUGCUGGCUUUAAUAGACCCUUUACACACUCUAACAGUGCCUCGUAAUGUCGCCAUAUUUUCUGGCUUCGAUAUAUUUUGUCACGCUCUGGAGAGCUUUACAGCGAUACCAUACACAGAGAGGGGACCAGCACCGGAAAAUCCGGCGUUACGACCAGUUUACCAAGGAAGCAAUCCUAUAUCUGAUGUUUGGGCUAGAUUUUGUUUGCAAGUUCUUCGCAAAUACUUUGCCCGAUCAGUGGACAACCCAGACGAUAUCGAGGCUCGGUCGAACAUGCACCUGGCGGCCACGAUGGCGGGCGUGGGCAUCGGCAACGCGGGCGUGCACCUCUGCCACGGCCUCGCCUAUCCCAUCGCUGGGAACGUGAAGCAGUAUGCGCCGGAAGAUUAUGGUUCAGACCCAAUCAUACCACAUGGUCUAGCAGUGACGGUAACUGCCCCAGCCGUAUUCCGCUUUACUUCAGCGAGUGACCCUGAGAAGCAUCUAGAAGCCGCACAACUCUUAGGCUCCGAUAUUACUGGCAAGAAGCAAGAAGACUCAGGCGAAGUACUGGCAGAUAUCAUCAUAAAGUAUAUGGACCGGUUGGGCAUGGAGAAUGGACUGUCAGCUUUUGGUUACACCAGGGAAGAUAUCCCCAGUUUGGUUAAAGGAGCUUUGCCUCAACAUCGCUUGCUGAAGAUUGCUCCAGUACCUCAAUCUGAAGAAGACCUGUCGAAACUAUUAGAGGACUCGUUGACUAUAUAC